This is a messenger RNA of Bombus huntii, 3457 nucleotides long. RefSeq names its product LIM domain only protein 3-like. The transcript is spliced from 6 exons. The record is from RefSeq and is a predicted model, not a curated record. The coding region runs from base 794 to 1543 and encodes 249 amino acids. Gene Ontology annotation, biological process: positive regulation of transcription by RNA polymerase II. NCBI's taxonomy places the organism in Eukaryota, Metazoa, Arthropoda, Insecta, Hymenoptera, Apidae. Gene Ontology annotation, cellular component: nucleus. Gene Ontology annotation, molecular function: transcription coactivator activity; DNA-binding transcription factor binding.
GAGAAGCAAGGAGACGCCGGACGAGCGUUCCAAGCAAAGUCUAGCCGAGAGUGCGCCGAGUGGUUGGCGGUCUCGCGUCGCCUCGCGUACCGUCGCGUUCCUCUUCAUUCCGAAGUGAGCUGCCGUUGCGGACUAACCGGCAGCCUCUGCGCUCACCUCCGUUGCUUCUGUUGCUGCUACCGUUGCCGGCCGAUACCGUUGCCGCUGCCUAUCGUCGAAUCUUCAGCGGCGGCGCACAUCGGCGAUAACGCAACGUGUACUAUUACCGAUACGUCAUCGCGUGCACGACACCGCGCACCUGCUAAUGAAUUGAAUUACUUUCGUGCCGCGGCUAUCCACCGCACGAGACUCCGCGGCACGCGUACGCUCGAUCGAUCGAUAUCGCGCGACAAGUGACUCAAGCGAUAAGUGUCAGAUACCGAGAACGUUCCUCCACUUUCGUUUCACUUCCUUGCGCUACUGUUUACUCCUCCUGCAUCCUUUGCUUUCUUCCAGCCAAAUCCUUGCUUCGUUUCGGCUCUCUACUACUCUUUCGUGUUCGAGGACUCGCUUCGUUCAUCGAGUGUGUUUGAUGAGUGUCAACAUUUGCAUCGAGGAUCGAGGAACCCUACCUACCAUCGUGUCCUCUGGUAUACCGAAGAUUAAGGAUUUCCAAGAAUCUGUCGGUUUUUUCGGCCGCUGGUGUAGUGUCACGUGACGGAGGGAAUCUGGAGAACCGUGCUCGGCACAAGGUACUCGUGGAAACUGGCUCGAGAUUCGAACUCUGUUAGACGGCGUUCUAGCCGAAAUCACGAUGACGAUGGACGUGAGCAAGUCGGAGCCGAGUAAAAAUGGCGCGACGCAGCACGAGUGCGCUGGAUGUGGGAAAGCGAUCACGGAAAGGUAUCUCCUCAAGGCCAUGGACCUGUUCUGGCACGAGGACUGUCUGAAGUGCGGGUGCUGCGACUGUAGGUUAGGAGAGGUCGGUUCUAGUCUGUUCACCAGGGCCAACCUUAUCCUCUGUAAGAGGGACUACCUCAGGCUGUUCGGGAAUCCGGGACACUGCGCGGCCUGCAACAAACAGAUACCGCCGUUCGAGAUGGUUAUGAAGGCCAGGUCGAACGUCUAUCACUUGGACUGUUUCGCUUGUCAACAGUGUACUCAUCGGUUUUGCGUGGGCGAUCGAUUCUAUCUGUGCGAGAACAAAAUCCUGUGCGAGUUCGACUAUGAGGAGAGGCUCGCGUUCGCCAAUAUGUCAGUACAAACACCCGCCACGCUGGCGUACAUCAAAAGGCAACUGCCUCCAGCGCCGACACCGCCUGGCCAGAACAUGCAUCCUGGUCACAAUCCACUGCAACCUCAUCAGGCACUUGGCCAGUCGGUGGGUCAACAUAAUCACGUGUCGAACGGACAGAUGUCAGGGAGCACGCCGAUGGUGAACGGAACGGCCAUUGGCGUUGGUGGACCCAGAGCUCCGGGAGACAUGAACAACAACGGGCUAUCGGGUCCAGCCCUCGGACCGGUGAAGCCACCGCCGAUGUCUAUGCAGGCUCCGACCAGCUGAAACGAGGUGUCACCCCCCCUGAAGAAGCUCAGAUGUCUCAGCGGUUAUUGAGGCUAUUGACGCUGACCGACGAGAUGAACGGGAGGUACGGAGAGGGAGUACGGGCGAGGAUUAAAACGUCGUGACGAAAGUGAACGCGAGGAACCAGAGUGAUAGACAGACAGGACGCAUAACAUGUGGAUCGGUGAGAGAAAGAAGGCAGGUUGAAACGGGGGGUGGGAAAAGACGAGUCGUUCGCGACGAGAACGGAACGAAGAUGGAAAAGAGAAACGAGAUGGUCUCCGCGACGGGUCUCGAGGAUACCCGCGGAGGAUCGGACGUUUUUGGGGGAAAUAGUCGUUUAGAGGUUGGGAAUAAUCACUGUGAUCGCGAAUUGUAUGAAUAAAUUUAUGGAAAGAGAUACGAUAGGAGCUGAAUAGAACGUGGACAUCUCGCGAAAGCGAAGAGAUACACGUUUAAUACACGUCUUGUAAUAUACGGUACAACAUGUAACAUGAUAAAAAUAGGCGAUUUAUGUAAGAUACGUUUCUAGCGAGGAGAAGAGCGAUUAGAAGCGUGCGAGUAAGAGUGGAAGGACGACCGAGUGAGAGGGUGAGCGAAUGGGGCAGAGUUACUUGUAAAUAUCUGUAUCUGUCGACUCUGCGACACCGAAAGACUAUCAGUAUACGCAGACCAAUCGAACGAAUUUCCAUAGUACUCGCGAUUCGUCGACAUUCGACGUUUGACGGCCGAUCGAGAAGACGAGUGUCGGAUAGGCGAAGGAAGAGAAUCGUCGUAAGUUUGUUCGUAAGUUACUGUUUGCUGUUUUUCAAUUUUAUCGUCGGCUCGAGACGGAGGUCUGUGAUUCGCCUGGACAGAGGCGAACGAACGUUCGAUUAAAUACCAAAGGUAAAAUCGAGAGAUGUUGUUCUGUUCGAGGGGAAUCUCGGCGGCGCGAAUGUGACGAAUCUCGAGACGUUCCCAAAAUGUCGGUAUACGAGGCGCAAGCAAAGGCGUACACGAUGGCUAAUACCAAAGAUUAACGAUGUAAGUUUCGAUGCCCCUCGGGAGAGCAAGUCGACGUCUCGGAUUUCGAAUAUUCCUUUCUCGGUGAUAAUGGCGGUGACGGUUUACUCGAGCAGCCCGUGGUUACUUGCCGAGUUUCGCGGAGAAUGCAUCUUUAACGCGGUCUGCGAUCGGAAACUUGCGAAACGAGGGGCUUAGUCGCGGCUUUACGCUUUAACGCCAAAAGACGAGCGAAAACGGUCCAGACGAAAGGGGAAGGAACAACGAGGGAAAGGAAGGAAAAGAACGGGAAUAAGAUCAAACGGCGGCAUCGAUACCAAAAGACGAUUGAGAAAAUCCGAUAAACGUUGCGUGCGCUGAUAAACGAUCCGUUUUGAAUCACCGACGAAGCAAACCACAUUUAAAGGCGCCAGAAUCGCGAUCGUGGUACUCGUAGAGAAUUUGCCUGAUCGUACGCUUAUACGACGACAAAAUUCAUCACCCUCUCCUCCUUAAUCUCGACGGAGUUGUUGACGUUGUCGUUCGAUCAGACUGUCUUCACGAGCCACGUGGGACGACUCGAAUGUCGCGCUGAUUCUACAGGAUACUGCAUUUCCAAACCACCGAAUCGAUUAAGUACAAAAGAUGUUACGCGAAGAGGAUGUCCUACGAAGCGGGCGUGAGGUAGCAACCUGUGACGAAGAUAAAGAGGGAGAGAAAGAACGAAACCUACACGAGUGAUUCGCGCUCCGAGUACGCGCGAAAGAGCCGAACACACUUUCCUCUCGUUUUUUUUUUUUUUUUUAUCCAUCUGUAUAUAAAUAUCAUUUAUUAGCGCACUACUAAUAUAUUUACCGCCUCUAUAGAGGCUCCUAUUACUACCGAGAAAAUAUAACAUUCUUAUAAAUACAAGCAAAUCGUGAGUUUCAA